AUGGGCCUGGAAGUUGUGAAUUUCUCUUUUCCGCGUGAGAAUUCUUAUACAACCAGUUCAUACCCUUCCAGUUCGUAUGGGUCAAUCCGUAUUAAAAGCCUGAUAACCUCCGUUGGAUGUUCCAGAGAUGGAAAAGAUUCAGGACUGGUUUUGAAUUUGACGGAUAGUCCUUUUUUCUUCGAAGAUGGAAACAGCCUUGUAGCGGUUGGUUGCAACGGAAAAGCAUCGUUGACUAACAUUGAACCGACCAAAGUGGGAUGCGAGUUGAAUUGUACUGCAAGCAAAGAGAGGUUACCUAGCAAAAGUAUCCCUUUUUUCGACAAUGCCUGGUGUUCUAGCAAUCCGGUUUGUACCAAGAACAAAGGAGAAGAUGAAAGAAGAUGCGAUGGUAAUGGUUGCUGCGAGGAAACUCUAGAAGGUUUUCAGGAUAAACGUGUGAUGGGUGUCAGAAUAGAGAGCUUUGAGCAAGGAAACUCGACAUUCAGAAAAUGCAGAGUCGCUCUCUUAACAGAUGAAGUGUACAUGCUAUCGAAUGCAACGAAGCCAGAAAGUUUUUUCUCUAAGGGGUAUGCUACAGUUAGGAUGGGAUGGAUCAUUCAGACGAAUAAUCUUUCUUACAUAAAAUCUUUGGGCUGCGAAACCACAAAAGAGUACCAGAGUGUUCCAUAUAGUAAAUUUCAAGAAAUAAGCUGCAUAUGCUACAGUGUCACCACUUCUGGGACCAGUUAUGCAAACUGUGGAUGCAACCAAGGUUACACAGGCAACCCCUACCUCUUUAACGGAUGCAAAGAUAUUAAUGAGUGCCUAGAACGAGAUCCUGAUAGAAAUGGAACGCGCAUGUACUGCAGAGACAGCGACACUUGCGUAAAUGUGCCUGGAGAUUUUCGUUGCGUGGGAGAUAAGACUGGAGCAAUAAUGAAAGAUUCAAACAUGUGA
Messenger RNA from Brassica rapa (field mustard), 936 nucleotides. RefSeq names its product putative wall-associated receptor kinase-like 11. Gene Ontology annotation, cellular component: membrane. Gene Ontology annotation, molecular function: calcium ion binding; protein serine/threonine kinase activity. The record is from RefSeq and is a predicted model, not a curated record. NCBI's taxonomy places the organism in Eukaryota, Viridiplantae, Streptophyta, Magnoliopsida, Brassicales, Brassicaceae.